AGAGAAGAGAGAGUCUGAAUGUAACCUCAAAAACAUACACAGAUAGCUUGAGAGAAAGAAAGAAAGAAAGAAAGAAAUAACAAAUUAAUAUAUAAAAUUUGUAACUGAAAAGGCUUAACAAUUCUCUAAUAUUUUUGACCUUCAAUUGCACAUGGCUUCUUUGGGUCUCUCUAUUCUCCCCUCAUUUUUGUUUUUCAUUUCCUUCACAUGCUCUCCUCUCUCUCUCUCUCUUGCAGUAGUUAAUUAACCAUUUCCCUUUUUUUUACAAUUCUAUUGAAAUACUAUUGACUCCCAUCAGUUUAGGAGAUUCCUCAGAUCUACAGUGAAAAGGUUUGUGUCCAUUCUGCAACCAAAAGAAAAAAGAAAGAAGAAGAAGAAGAAAGAAGCAGCUUACUUUGGUGUUCUUUUCUGGGCUGCUUCUGUUUAACCAAAAAGGUCCUAAUAAGAUUCAGUGUUUCUCCUUGAAAAGUUGGUCUCUACCAUUGUACUUCGAAGAUAAUCUUGUAUGAUACAUGUUCGAAAAAGUUGGACUGCAGUUGGCUCAGAUGCAUAUACUGCUGCAUGUUGCAUGGUUUUCAUAUCUGCCAUAGGUGCAUGAAGUGAAUGUAAGCAAUUCCAAAUUCAGCAAGAUGGAUAAUGAUCAAACUGAGCAAAUUGAAGACAUGGACAUUGAAGUUGUUCCUUCAAUGUGGCCUGAAGAUAUUGAUAGUGAAAAACCUUACAAUGUAGAAAAGCCAAGAGGGGAUCAAGAUAUGUUGGAGGAGGUCACAAUAGUUGAGGAGCCAAGUAUAGUUGAUUUCCACCGUCUGAUAGAGCUAACGAAUUACACUGACAGGGGCUCUUCUCAGCUGGCAUACCUUGUAAAGCAUUGGGAAUAUCAGCAGAUAAAUGCCGUGCGCCUUCUUAAAGAAGAGCUUGACAUCCUAAGCCAACAGAGGCAGGAAGUUGAGCUCAAAAAGUUAGAGAUAUUGGAAGAUUUUCGAUUUGAAGAAGAAGGAUAUGGUAGUGAUAAACGUCCAAUAUCUAUUCUAGAUGAGGUUAUUGAUUUAUAUCAAGUUCUUCCUAUAAGGAAGAAAGAUGUCACAGUUCAAAACAAGAGAGUAGUAGUAGAUGCUGAAUAUGAUACUGUUGCGUACUGGAAGCAGCGAACCAUGGAUUUAGAAAAAUUAUUGGAGGCCAGCAUUCAAAGAGAGCAGGUACUUAUUGAGAAAUUACAAGAAAGCAUAAAGGAUUUGGAAAGGCAGUCAUCGCCAGUAGAAGAACUCUCGCAGAUUCUGAAAAGAGCAGAUAAUUUCUUGCAUUUUAUACUCCAAAAUGCUCCUGUUGUCAUGGGCCAUCAGGACAAAGAGUUAAGAUAUCGCUUUAUCUACAAUCAUUUUCCUCGUCUAGGGGAGGAGGACAUACUGGGAAAAACAGAUAUGGAAAUUUUUUCAGGAGCAGGAGUUAAGGAAUCACAAGAUUUCAAGAGAGAAGUUCUGGAAAAAGGAUUGCCUGCAAAGAGGGAAAUUACUUUUGAGACUGAAUUAUUUGGGUCGAAGACAUUUUUGAUUUAUGUAGAACCUGUAUUUAGCAAGUCAGGGGUGACAAUUGGGAUAAAUUAUAUGGGAAUGGAUGUAACUGACCAGGUAAGGAAAAGAGAGAAGAUGGCAAAGCUUCGAGAGGAGAUAGCAGUACAAAAAGCUAAAGAAACAGAACUGAAUAAAACAAUCCAUAUAACAGAGGAGACAAUGCGCGCAAAACAAAUGCUAGCAACUAUGUCUCAUGAGAUAAGAUCUCCUCUAUCAGGGGUUGUUAGCAUGGCUGAGAUUCUUUCCACCACGAACCUUGACCGUGAACAAAGACAACUCCUGAAUGUCAUGAUAUCUUCAGGAGAUCUGGUGCUUCAACUUAUAAAUGAUAUACUUGACCUUUCCAAGGUUGAGUCCGGUGUUAUGAAGUUGGAAGCUACAAAAUUCCGUCCGCGAGAGGUAGUCAAGCAUGUACUCCAAACUGCUGCUGCAUCACUAAAAAAGUUUCUGAUCCUUGAAGGAUGUGUAGCGGAUGAUGUUCCUAUUGAGGUGAUUGGAGAUGUUCUAAGAAUACGGCAAAUCCUAACCAACUUGAUCAGCAAUGCAAUCAAGUUUACCCAUGAAGGCAAGGUAGGAAUAAAUCUUUAUGUGGUCGCAGAUCCAUGUUUUGGAAAAGCAGAUGGAAACCAUCAGAAGUCAUCUGCUAGUCCGUCAACAGCAAAUGCAUCCAAAGAGGAGAAAUGCACGUUGGCAUCCCAAACAAACAAUGAUCAAAAUGGUUCCUACAAUCCUCAUCAAAAUCAUUCACUUAAUGAUGAACCUAGAACCCCCAGUCGAAAUAGAAAACUAAUGGAUGGCGAUAAAGAGGAGGAAGCACAAUCACAAGAAACAUUAGUCUGGCUACGCUGUGAUGUUUAUGACACUGGAAUUGGAAUACCAGAAAAUGCUUUACCUACUCUAUUUAAAAAAUACAUGCAAGUCAGCGCAGAUCAUGCUCGAAAAUAUGGUGGGACAGGAUUGGGUCUUGCAAUAUGCAAGCAGCUGGUUGAGCUGAUGGGUGGCCGUCUUACUGUAUCUAGCCGGGUAAACUGUGGGUCUACUUUCACGUUUAUUUUACCAUAUAAGGUAUCCUCGAUGUGUGAUUCUUCUGAUGAUGCUGAGGAACUCUCUGAGAUGGCAGAUCAUGAUGCUGGAACAGAAGAUGAAACUGCUGGCUUCUUUUCGUUCCAACCACUCACUUUGGGCUCUCCAUUCUCUUCUAAUGGAUCCACCAGGACUCAAAAAAUUUUUCCCCAUAAUUCUCAUAAACUGAAUGGACUCUCAGAUAAUCUUUACUCAUUUCCCUCUAGUAACGUUAGAUUAAAAGAGACAGCUUCAGUUGAGGAUGCCUGUUCUACAGUUGAAGUUGCUGACACAUUAUCUGAACCUGAAAGUUCGUAUAGUCACAGCCCCGAACCUGAUAAUGAGAAUGUGGCUUGUAGAAGCAAACAGUUUCAAGAUGACAGUAGUCAACUGCACAAUUGUACCAUGGUUUCCACUUGCCACGUAGAACCAUGCAGAGAAGUGGAUGCACAGGCAAUAGAAAGGGAACCCCAAGGGUCAUGUUUUGCACAGGAGAAAUCCGAUAUAAGUUCUCAGCCCACAUGUGGACGUAGUCCACAAGUACCAAUGUCAAAAUUACAGCCUAAGAUCCUUCUUGUAGAAGACAACAAUGUUAAUGUAAUGGUGACACGUUCAAUGAUGAAGCAAUUGGGCCAUACUAUAGAUGUGGUUAACAAUGGUAUUGAAGCUGUGCGUGCAGUUCAGGGCAAUUGUUAUGAUCUUGUUUUGAUGGAUGUCUGCAUGCCAGUUAUGGAUGGCCUUCAAGCCACAAGAUUGAUUCGUUCUUUUGAAGAAACUGGCAGUUGGGAUGCUGCUACCAAAGCAGGAAUUGAACUGUCUGCACCUUUCUCCAGUUCAUUACCAGAUAGUCCAGGUUGUAUGCCGUCUACAAGGCGGACCCCUAUAAUUGCGAUGACCGCAAAUGCAUUGUCAGAAAGCGCAGAGGAAUGCUAUGCUAAUGGUAUGGACUCAUUUAUUUCAAAGCCUGUCACUUUCCAAAAACUAAAAGAGUGCCUAGAACAAUAUUUUCCAUGACAUCCCCAUGUAAAUUUAUGCUCCUGUACAUGAAUGACAGAAUGCCAGGAAAGUUUUGUAAGCAAUGUAUCAUGUUCUCUGCAGCCAUUAACAUCUCAAUAGAAGUUGUAUAGAUCCAUCAAUACCAAUCUCCUUUCCUCCUUUUGGUCCGAGAAUUUAUAA
This is a messenger RNA of Ricinus communis (castor bean), 3806 nucleotides long. Its product is annotated as histidine kinase 5. The record is from RefSeq and is a predicted model, not a curated record. The transcript has 12 exons. Gene Ontology annotation, biological process: protein autophosphorylation; phosphorelay signal transduction system. Gene Ontology annotation, molecular function: phosphorelay sensor kinase activity; histidine phosphotransfer kinase activity. Lineage: Eukaryota; Viridiplantae; Streptophyta; Magnoliopsida; Malpighiales; Euphorbiaceae. Bases 630 to 3644 code for a protein of 1004 amino acids.